Pelobates cultripes (western spadefoot toad) is the source of this 807-nucleotide messenger RNA. NCBI's taxonomy places the organism in Eukaryota, Metazoa, Chordata, Amphibia, Anura, Pelobatidae. The record is from the annotation of a GenBank genome assembly.
AUGGAGAGCAGACGUGCUUUGGAGGAGCUCCUCUAUGGCCCAGCAACUAAAAGCAUCAUUAAACCUAAAAUAGCUCAAGACUGGGCAAACCAAGCAAAGCCCUUUACCUCCAACUCACCGACUAAGCGAAGAAGUGGACAAAGACCCGUUGGGAAACAUGUAGCUCCACCUUGGCUGUUGCGGCCUGGUGCACGCCGGGUGGGGGUUGCGGCCGAACCCCUGGACUGGAGAAGCCAGAAGGAUGCCAGUCACACGUCGAGACUCCGUUGCUCCCCCCUUUUGGGCCGGGCGGGUGAUCCCGGUCCACCCCAGGAAGGUUACCCAGCUCACACAGAAGCGCCCUGGACGACAGGGGAAAGCGGCACAUCACCAAACAUGGCGGAUGCGGCAUGGCCUCCACGAACCGGUGCUGACCAAGACGACAUUCUCACCAGGCUAGACUGGCACUUCACAAAUUUUUGGCGGCAACUGGAACGGCGGAUGAGAUGUCCUGCCCCUCCACCAGCGAAUACUCACCGCAUACCACGAAAUUUCCCUCCCAAGCCCUCAGCUCCACCAGCGGAUAAAGUCCCAACAUGGCGGCGCAUCAAGUACCGCAUUUCACCCAGACGCAAAGCGGCACCACGGAAGCCACACAGGGGAAUACAAAUAAGGUCACAGCCAGAGAAGUGGAAAGGGACCCCAAAAGUGACUAAAGAAUCGACCUACCUGCCCGCAAUCAGGGGCCUUGCCAUGCAGUGUGACUACUCGAAGUGGAACUGUGCUGUACCCCUGGCUGGCAUAGGCUGUCCGGGGCUCCGGGACUGA